UCCGCACCCUUCCUGACCUCCCCGCCGCCUGCCAAAAUAAAUCCCUCUGCUCUGCAGACCCGUCCCCCCAAUCCGAUCAAACGCUAGGGUUUCAAGCCUCUUGCCCUCCUCCCCGCCUCUCCUCCCCAUCCUCCUUCCACCAGGCAGCCGCCAUUGACGCGGUAGCGCACGAACUCCCCCCAGAUCUGACAAGGCCACCCCGCGAAUCCUCACCUGACACACCAAGUCUGGUCAGAAACGGUGAAGAAUUCGAACACGAUCUUAAGCAUCGUUCACUAAGACCACACACAUCUGCUUUCCCCUACUUGUUUUUGUGUUUUUUCCCUCUCGUUUCGGACGAUUCGUAAGAACAGAUCUGCAAGCGCGUCUUGCGGAUCUACCUGUGUGAGAACCAGGACGCCCUUGAACGAACUCAUGACCUGAGUUGAGGAUCUGCUUGGCGUCUCCGGAUCUGGUUGUUGUUUUUGUUGGAUCUAGAGAGAAAAUGUUCAAGUCGAUGGUUUAUUACGGGAACACCUCGAUCGGGGAGGUGGAGGUGUGGCCCAAGGGCGAGGCGAGCGCGGGCCUUGCCGUGGCGGUGUGGGCGCGAGAGAUCCGCGUUGACCGCCUUUCCCCUCCCAGCGAGCGGUGCCCGCCGCUCGCCGUCAUGCACACCGUGGCCGUCGGCGCCCGUUGCCUCGUCAUGGAGUCCAGGCCGCCCACCGCCGACGUGGCGCCGCUGCCGCUCGUCGCCAUGCACGCUGCUUGCCUCAGGGACAACAAGACUGCAGUUGUUCCACUAGGAGAUGAAGAGCUGCAUUUAGUUGCAAUGACUUCCAGAAGAAACUUGGCAAAUCAUGCAUGUUUCUGGGGCUAUAAAUUGCCAUUUGGUUUGUAUAAUUCUUGCUUGACCAUGUUAAAUCUCCGGUGCCUUGGUAUCGUUUUUGACCUUGAUGAGACAUUGAUUGUCGCCAAUACAUCACGGUCUUUUGAGGACAGAAUUGAUGCACUUCAAAGAAAGCUGAGUAAUGAGACUGAUCCGCAGCGCAUAAGUGGUAUGUUAGCAGAGAUCAAGAGGUAUCAAGAUGAUAAGUCCAUCCUAAAGCAAUAUAUAGAAGGUGAUCAGGUCUAUGAUGAUGGAAAAGCGUAUAAAGCGCAACCUGAGGUUGUUCCACCAUUGUCUGAUAACCAUCAACCAAUAACACGUCCAGUUAUAAGACUACAAGAGAAAAACAUUAUCUUGACAAGAAUAAAUCCUCUGAUAAGGGAUACCAGCGUUCUCGUACGGUUAAGGCCAGCCUGGGAGGACCUUCGCAGCUACUUAAUUGCAAGAGGUCGCAAACGUUUUGAGGUCUAUGUGUGUACGAUGGCUGAGAGAGACUAUGCUUUAGAAAUGUGGAGGUUGCUUGAUCCAGAUUCAAGAUUGAUUAACUCUGUUCAACUUAAUGAUCGAAUGGUGUGUGUAAAAUCUGGUUUAAGGAAGUCCUUGCUAAAUGUUUUCCAUGAUGGUUCUUGCCAUCCUGGAAUGGCAUUAGUAAUUGAUGAUCGUCUGAAAGUUUGGGAUGAGAAAGAUCAAUCUAGAGUUCAUGUGGUUCCUGCGUUCACUCCAUAUUAUGCUCCUCAAGCAGAGGCAAACUGUUCUAUCCCGGUUCUGUGUGUCGCCAGAAAUGUUGCAUGCAAUGUCAGAGGCAGCUUCUUCAAAGACUUCGAUGAAGGUCUCUUGCCCAGGAUUAGCUAUGUUCUUUAUGAAGAUGAAGUAAAUGAUAUCCCAUCUGCUCCAGAUGUUGGCAAUUAUUUGAUAACAGAAGACGAGAAUGCUGCAGUAGUGAAUGGAAAUAGAGAUUCAUUGCCUUUUGAUGGUAUGGCAGAUGCUGAGGUUGAGAGGAGAAUGAAGGAAGCAUCUAGCAAUGCUCAAGCAUUCCAUCCAACAGCAGCGAACUUUGUGAUGCCAGUAGCCCCUGCACAUAAUUUUGUUUCAUCUUCAGUGGCACCUUUAUCCCCACCCCUUGGCAUGAUGCCGCCUCCAUUCAACCAACCAAUUGUUCAACCAGGUUUUUCAGAUCCACUUCAAGGUUCUCCAGCUAGAGAAGAGGGUGAAGUUCCUGAGUCUGAGUUGGAUCCUGACACAAGGAGAAGGCUUCUCAUAUUACAGCAUGGUCAAGACACAAGAGAUCCUACGCCUCCACUCCCGGUUAUACCGCCAGUGCAAGUUCCAGUUCCUCCAGUGCAACCUCAUGGAGAUUGGUUUCCCACAGAUGAUAGCAUGAACUCAAGUAAUCUGAAUAGAGGUUCAGCAGGUUUCUCUUUAGAAUCUGAUACUAUGUUCUAUGAGAAAAAGCAACAACCUCAUUCUUCAUUCUUUCUUGGUGGGGAUAAUCCCAUGUCCUCUGAUAGAUUUAGCUAUCAGAACCAGAGGUUUCCCUCUCAGCUACCACGCAAUGAGGAUCGCCGCAUGCUUCAGAACCAUGCACCUCCAAAAUACAGAUCCUUUUCUGGCGAGGAGCUAGCAGCUCGGCAUGUUCCCUCAAGCCAGAGAAACAGCCAGUUAGAAUCAGGAAGACACUUAGCACAACAUGCAGGGACCUCUGCUGGCAUAUUAGAGGAGAUUGCAUUGAAGUGUGGAUCUAAGGUGGAGUACAGGUCAACAUUAUGCGAUACUGCAGAACUACAGUUCUCUAUCGAGGUUUGGAUUGUUGGAGAAAAAGUUAGUGAAGGGAUUGGUAGGACCAGGAGAGAAGCACAGCGUCAAGCUGCAGAGAUGUCUUUAAGAAAUUUGGCCAAUAAAUACCUGUCGUCUGAUCCAAAUAAGAUGACUGAUAUGAAAGAAAAUGGUUUUGGUAGCAACCAGAACUUUUUUGGGUACCCUGGAAAUACCAGGGAUGAAAUGUUGCCAGUUUCAACUACUUCCGAGGAAUCUCGCUUUAUGAAAAUGGAGGAGAAUAAUUCCAGGAAAACAGGAGGUUCUGUUGCUGCUCUCAAGGAACUUUGCACGGUUGAGGGAUAUAACUUGGUUUUUCAAGCUCGUUCGUCUCCUCCAGAUGGUUCAGCCGGGAUAGAAUCUUAUGCUCAGGUAGAAGUUGGUGGACAAAUUCUAGGCAAAGGAGUUGGGAUAACAUGGGAAGAGGCCAAGCUCCAGGCUGCUGAUGAGGCUCUUGGAACUUUAAGAUCGAUGCUCGGUCAACUUGGUCAGAAACGGACUGGUUCUCCGAGGUCGUUGGCACAAAAUUUUAGUAAGCGCUUCAAGCCAGAUUUUCCAAGGACUGUGCAAAGGGUUCCUUAUGGUACAUAUUCCAGGGUAGAAGGCCAUGUUCCUUGACGAGAAUUUCACAUAGACGAUGUGCCUGAACACUGGACUUUUUAUACUGGAUGAGAUGUAUCAGCUAUCAACUCCUCAGAGAAUCAGUACAAAUCCUGGAUUCCCGACUUCUGGUGAACUUCCAAGGCUCUAGCCGGCUGCUGCCGGAUAUGGAAGCGCCAAGAAACUGUGAAGUAUAAUGGUGACCAUGCGGAAUUUUGGUCUGGGUUUCAUCCCCGUGUUGUUACAGUUGGCUCACCAUGUUGGCGUAAUCCUUGUGGAUCUGGAAAUCUAAAUCUUGAAUCAGGGGUUGAUGCAGUUUCAGUUCAGUUUGGUGUUUGCUAGAAAAUCCAUGGAUCGAGGAGCACAGCUGUAGUUAGUGGACAUUUUGCUCUUGUUCUGGUGAUAGUUGUACACGUGUAGCUUGGGGUCCUAGCUGUAAGGUAGCCAAUUUUAUUAGCGUUCUAGGGCAGGGGUUUUUGCUCGAAACUGAGCACUUGACAUGUAGUCAUCUUUGUAGUUGUAAGCAGCCAAUUUUAUUUGGUUUUAAGUUAGCGGUUGCACGAAAUUCAGUAGCUGACAAUAUCUAUUAUCUUUUAAAAAGAUAAAGGUACCACGUUAAUUGGUGGAAAAAGAUAUAAAUCUACGCUGUUGAUUA
Messenger RNA from Phragmites australis (common reed), 3932 nucleotides. RefSeq names its product RNA polymerase II C-terminal domain phosphatase-like 1. Bases 485 to 3295 code for a protein of 936 amino acids. The record is from RefSeq and is a predicted model, not a curated record. NCBI's taxonomy places the organism in Eukaryota, Viridiplantae, Streptophyta, Magnoliopsida, Poales, Poaceae. The transcript is spliced from 16 exons. Gene Ontology annotation, molecular function: RNA polymerase II CTD heptapeptide repeat phosphatase activity.